AUGGAUCGGUUUCAAAAGGGCCGAAAAAAGAAGAGUAUGGACGACAGCGACAUGUUUGACUCCUAUACAUCUCCGAAAGGCAAAGGCAAACAGGAAGGUGAUUUGGAAGUGACAGGAGUUUCUCGCUCUGGCCGAGUGAGGAAAAAGUCAUCAAAACUCAUGGACUUUGAAUCCCCUGAUGAAAUUGACUACCGUGUCAAGCGUGGUACUAAAGCUGACACCAUGGUGUCGCCUACUCCCUCGAGAAGUCAAGCACCACCCAAGAAGACACCUAAAGCGGCUAACUAUUCUAGACCCAUGCCACAACAACAGUUAAAGAUGGAUCCUGAACCCGAAAUGUCUGAUGAAGAUGAUGCAAGAUUUGGCGUGAAGCUUCAAGGUGACCAUGGCACAUCUGACAGUGAGUCAGAUUCUGAAAUGUAUCCACCUCCUGAGGGAGUUGAUGAUUUCAGUAUGGAAGAAUCUAUGGGAAGUGAAGAUGAUAUGGAGGAUGACUCUCUGAUGGAUGACAGGCAGCAAAGCCAUCAAGGUUUUCAGCGAAUCGAUGUUGCAGAGGCUCAGCCAGCUCAGUCCCUGUACAUGCUUGAAAAGUCCUCUAAAAAGAAAUUGAUCAUUCGGGACGGUAAGAUUGUUGGACGUAUGAAAGCUCAAAGGAAAGACAAAGGAAAAACUCGUUUCACUGCAUAUAUGUUGUGGGCAAAAGAAGUGCGUCAAGAUUUAACAAGGAAACAUCCUGAGAUGGAUUUUGCACAGAUGAGCAAACGCCUUGGUGAACUCUGGGCAACAGUUCCAUACAGUGAAAAAUAUAGCUGGAAACGACGUGCCGACCGCCUAGCUAAUAAGGGUUCGAAAGGAUCUGCAGGCACAGGUGCUGGCACACUAGAACAUCCUAAUAUGAAAAGAACAAAGCCACCUCCACCUGCAAAGACUAAGUUCAUCAACAAAGGUGGCUCUGGAAACAGAGAGACUCCCACGAAACAAAACCGCAACUCUCAUGCCAAUACUGCAGCAGCAUUGGCUUCUAUGUCUAUAUCUCCCCCAGACCGAGGGGGCAAAGGACUAGUGAGUGAGCCGGUUGUUGGGCCAGGUCUUUACAAGGUGGUUGGGACACAGCCAGUUGAUGUUGCAGCGCACCUAAAGCUCCUUGGAGAAUCUCUGUCAAUUAUCGGCGAGCGUCUGAAGGAACAUGAGGGCCAGAUUGCUGUUUCAGGUAGUUUAUCUGUUCUCCUUGACUCUCUUCUCUGUGUGCUUGGCCCUUUAUUGUGUCUCACAUCUCAAGUGCCCCAAACUGAUGUGUGCACUCAAGACAUGCUCAGCAAACUUCUUGACAACACUGCAUAUAUUAUGCCUGGUUUAUGAGGGCGAUACUAUAGUGCCUUUUUAAUAAUUGCUAAGGGAAAAAACAAAAAAUAAAAUAAAAAUAUAAGCCUGCAAUUUUGCUCUUGUACUGGUUUAUUCUGUAGUGGCAUUCCUUUAUAAAUAUACCAUAAGAAAAAUAAAUGAAUUAUUAUAAAAUCAGAACAUUGUAAAUUAGUACUUUAAUUAUUCAUGUUAGAACUAUUUAAAUUGUUAGUUUUAAGUUAUUGACAUAAGUACUUUAUAGCAUGAGUGUGUACAAAUAUUGAAUUUUCUGUAACUUUCUGCACUGCAUGUGUACUGUUCAUUCAGUUUUUAGAGAGCAGUAAACUCAACAGCUUUAGUGACCUGCUCUAUUAUGUGUGAAUAGCUAAUGAAUAAAUACUUAACACCAA
Molecule: messenger RNA, 1751 nt
Organism: Thrips palmi
Lineage: Eukaryota; Metazoa; Arthropoda; Insecta; Thysanoptera; Thripidae
Product: HMG box-containing protein 4
Exons: 11
Coding region: 1-1359 (452 amino acids)
Source: RefSeq, a predicted model, not a curated record